This is a messenger RNA of Eleginops maclovinus (Patagonian blennie), 2698 nucleotides long. RefSeq names its product serine/threonine kinase 17a like (gene stk17al). The record is from RefSeq and is a predicted model, not a curated record. Bases 217 to 1335 code for a protein of 372 amino acids. Gene Ontology annotation, cellular component: nucleus. Gene Ontology annotation, biological process: protein phosphorylation; intracellular signal transduction; positive regulation of apoptotic process. Gene Ontology annotation, molecular function: ATP binding; protein serine/threonine kinase activity. The transcript is spliced from 7 exons. NCBI's taxonomy places the organism in Eukaryota, Metazoa, Chordata, Actinopteri, Perciformes, Eleginopidae.
AGCACUCAAAGUAAUUUACCACACCGACUGUGCUGCACACUCCCGCAGGGCAUCCUCCUCUUGUUUGGGACGCGCGCACUGGAUUAUCUCCCGGUGGUUUGACACAGCCGCUGUUGGCUCUAAUCGAGCCCUUUAUCAUGCGAGUUUUCACUUGAGAAAAUACUUUGUUGUGUUAUUUCGCUGGAAGAAGAUUGUUUCAGUUCACGCGCGACGUCAAUGCUAGAAUCAGCGAAGAUGAGCAAAAACGGAAUGUUGACAAAAAUCCUUUCGAGGAUAAGAACUGACCCGUUCUCAGCCAAUUACGAGCUGGUCGGCAAGGAACUGGGCAGGGGAAAGUUUGCGGUGGUAAAAAAGUGCAUCGAGAAGGCAACGGGGAGGCAGUGCGCUGCCAAGUUCCUGCGAAAACGACGGAAGGGCCAGGACUGCCGCAUGGACAUCUUAAACGAGAUCGCCGUGCUGGAGUCGGCCAAGGCUAACCCCUACGUGGUGGCGCUGUAUGAGGUCUACGAAACCAACAACGAAAUCAUCCUCGUUCUGGAGUGCGCCGCCGGUGGUGAAAUCUUUAACCAAUGUGUUGCCGAUAACGACGACGCCUUCACGGAGAACGAUGUGAUCCGGCUGGCCAAGCAGAUCCUGACUGGAGUGGCCUUCCUGCAUCGGAACAAUUUGGUGCAUCUGGAUCUGAAGCCCCAGAACAUCUUGCUGACCUGUGCCAGACCUCUGGGGGACAUUCGCAUUGUGGACUUUGGCUUGUCUAGACGCAUGGACAAAAUCACAGAAGUCCGGGAGAUCCUGGGUACGCCCGAGUAUGUUGCACCAGAGAUCCUGAGCUUUGAACCCAUUAGCACUGGGACUGACAUGUGGAGUAUCGGGGUCCUGACCUAUGUCAUGUUGACGGGCGAGUCCCCUUUUUUGGGUGAAAAAAAGCAGGAGACAUUCCUCAACAUCUCCCAAGUCAACGUUGAUUACUCACAGGACACGUUUGAUGGGAUCUCGUCCCAAGCGGUUGACUUCAUCAAGUCCUUAUUAGUUAAAAACCCAAGGAAGAGAGCCACAGCGGAAGAAUGCCUCAACCACCCCUGGCUGAACUCGCUCCCCCAUCCCCAUUCCCACCCGCACCUCCACGCCAGAUCGGCCUCCUCUCUGGACGAACCAGAGACGAGCCAGUCGGAGUCGGAGCCCGAGAGCCCGGCUUCCUCUCCCGAGCUGGACUUGAUCGAUUCAUACCUCGUGUGCCCAGGUCAGGGUGGGCUCAAGGCGGGCCGCGACGCCUUCUCCUUCAGCGAGCCCCCCUUUCCAUCGCUGCCUGAGAUAAAGCAGGAGCUGAUCUGCUGAAUGACGUUUCGCAGGUGGCGAGAGACUGAGGGACUUCAAACUCCGCAGGGCAGACGCUGAAAGCCAGUGAGCCUGCAGCUUCUUGGUCCUGAUCUGACUUGGGGCCAUGCUAUAUGGAUGCUGUAAGCCUGCUUGUACUGCUGUGAGCUGGGUUGUGUGUGUAGUUUAAUACCUCUGCAUGUGUUUGAGUAAUACACGCUUCCCCGUGCUGAUUUAUGAUUGUACGGAAGGAAUGUGAUAGGAAUAAAGAUGCAGGAGCAAGGAGUGGGAUAAGACACAUGAGGAUUUUGUGUCAGAACUGCACUGCUGCCUUUAAAGUGACAGGGCGCAGCUUAUCACUGUGGCUACUUCACCCCUGCACGCACACUGGCUUCUCUUUUUGCCCAAUUAGCCUUUUGAACUGGGUUACCGAGGACAGGCAUCCUUGGGAAAUGACUUCACUCACUGUGUGCUCUCAUCAGAACAGUAUGUACCUUCUGGAUGAGUUUUGCUGAAGGAAGUAAAAAGGUUUUGACAGAGAUUUACUUCACAAAGGUAUUAAAGCACAGCACAAACGAUGAAGCCAGACUGUUCCACUGUUGUAUAUGUUUAUUUAUGUGUGUUCGUUGUUCCACUUCACCCCCUUGAAUACAAAAAGCCACGUCAAUGCCUGAGUUUAGGAUCAAAUAGUAGCUUCUUUUUUUUUUUUAAGGACAAUCUGAAGCACUUUUUAUUUUGUUAUUAGAGUUCAAUGUUGUAUUAAGCAACCAAAGUCACCUGUCACAAUGUACUGUAUAUUUUCACCAUACUCAAACACCCACUGGUUUUGUCACAUUAUCUUUAUUCACAAAGUGCCACUUUUUCUCAACCUCACUUCUGUGUAAACAUUACAGUUUUAUUUUAUUUGGUUUGGUUACCUAAGUUGCACAUAUUUGUUUUUGUACUUAACUGCGAGGUAGACACAGGAUUUCAGGCUCUUAAUAUAUUGUUUAGACAUCAGUCUUGGAAAGAGGGAAUGGCAGGGGUAAAAAGCAACAGUUAAUAAAUAUAACUGAUGAACAACUCAAGAUAUAAAUAAGUGACAUUUGCCUUCAGAUGCUCGGGAGUGGAGAAAUUGGGAAGAAUUUCUCCAAAAAGUACUGAAAUACAUAUUGUGAGUUAGUAUUAAGUUUAAUCUGUAAAAUAACUGGGUUUUUUUGGUUUUUUUUACCAGUGUUUGAAUGUUAACAUCAUAUUGUUUUAUUUAGUAUAUGUCAACUUUUACUUAUUCUUAUUGUUUCUGCUCAUGAAUUUCAGGCAGGUUUGCACUUGUCCUUGUGGACGCUAUGUCAAAAUGAAUAAAUGCUGAUGGCAUGCAUUGCAAAAUGUAACACAGAAAAACACA